Messenger RNA from Durusdinium trenchii, 2315 nucleotides. NCBI's taxonomy places the organism in Eukaryota, Dinophyceae, Suessiales, Symbiodiniaceae. The record is from the annotation of a GenBank genome assembly.
UGCAGUCGCUAUCAUGGCAAGGCUGGCUCAUGUUGCGCAGCUGUGGGGGACUGUUUUUGUUUGCGUUUCAACCGAGGCCCUGGCGAGUACGAAACUCAAUUUUUGGCAGAUUUGAUUAGUGAUUUGAUGCAGCAUUGCAAGUGCUCAUGGAUGUCAGGUCACUGUUGCUUUUGUGGCGACCGUGCUCGCAGUAGGUCAAAUCCAUGAUGCACAUGCAGUAGUCCUCCAAGAGGCGACCCUGCGGCGGAACCCCAUCUCCAAAGUUAUUGGCAUGUUGGAAUCGAUGGAAAAGAAGGUCAAGCAGGAAGCUGACGAGAAACACAGAGUUUAUGACAAGUACAUGUGCUAUUGCAAGCAGACAGGUGAAUCGCUGAUCUCCCAACUGGCCGAGGCAGCGAAAUCCCUUCCACAAUUGCGGUCUCGAAAGCAGGAGGUAUCUGCUCUGCAAGCCUCACUGGAGGUUGAAAUUGAACAGCACAAGAAGGAUAGAGAAGAUGCUCAAAGUGCACUGUCAAGUGCUGCUGAAAUACGCAAGAAGGAGGCAGACACAUUCCUGAAGGACUCUCAGAAUCAACAGGAGUCCCUUAAUUCACUCACUGAAGCCAUCAGGGCGUUGCAGAAGAAUCAAGAAGUCGCAUUCCUUCAAUCGAGCAGCGCAUCCAUCCUUAGGAGGCUAUCUUUGUCAGCGGACAUGACAACCACGAACCGGGACUUGCUGUCAUCCUUUCUCUCUGCCAGAGGUGGGCCGAGCAGUCAAAUUCUAGGGAUGUUGAAGCAAAUGAAAGAGGACAUGGGAAGUGACUUGAAAGAGAUGAAGGAUUCUGAGCAGCAGCGGCUUGCAGAGCACUUGAGCCUCAUGGAAGCAAAGCGGAAGCAACAGCAGGUGGCCAUGAAAGCCAUGGAAGAAAAGAUGCUGCGGUUGGGGGAGUUGAAGGUGGAAAUGCAAGUUCUCAAAGAUGACCUCAAGGAUCAAGCAGAAGCUCAGAAGGAGAAUCAGCAGUUCGCCACCGACUUGAACAAGACGUGCGAAGACAAAGAGCAGGCGUGGAGCGAGUACCAGGCCUUGCAGGCUCAGGAGCUGGAGGCCUUGAGUGAGACGGUUGAGUUCCUGAGCAAAGACCAGGUUCGGGACGCCGUCGGAGAUGCUACGAAGGGAGCAGAGACGGCCAGGACUCCCAGCUUCGGAAACCUCCGCGCUUGGAGCUUCUUGCAGACGGAGGCUGAUGAGGCUGAGGCCACAGGCGACGUGGUCGAGCUGGCUCUUCGUGGGCAAAAACGUGGCAUGGACGAUGUGGUCAGCCGAAUCGAUGACCUGCAUGAAGUUCUUGACAAGGAGCAAGAGUCCGAUGAGGAGCGCCAUAGAUAUUGUGAAACCAAGCUACGGGAGGCCAAUGCAGCCAAGUCGAACAAGGAGCGAGAAUUUGAGGAUGCUACCAGCAUCCUGGCCACGUUUCAGAACGAGCACGACACCGUACUUGGGGAGAUCAAGACUCUGGAGGAGCACAUGAAGGAACUGGAUGCUCAGGUGGCCAAGACCACUGCAGCGCGGCAAGCUGAACGGGCGGCCUUCGAAAAGUCGCGGGACACCAACAAUGCAGCCUUGGAGCUUCUUGAAGUGGCUGAGAAGCGCCUCCAGCGGUUUUAUGCCACCUCGAGCAGCCUCGCGGAAACGGGUGCAACCCAGGCGAGGAUUCGGAGAGACCCUCAGGCCCCAAAAGCAGAUCUCUCAUACCAGAAGCAGGGCCAAGGCUUCAAGGUCCUGCAGCUCUUCACAACCAUCAAGGCGGAUGUUCAAAAGCAGACGCAGAUGCUCCAGUCACAAGAUGCCGUGGGGCAGUCUGAGUAUGAGAACCUCGUGAAGAACAGUAACCAGAAAAAGAUGGCCGACAAUCGCAGCUUGGGAAGCAAGCAGGCAGCAAAGGCAGAGCUGGAAGCAGAUAUUCAGCGAAGUCGAGAGGAGCUACGAUCGUUGAACCAGGUUCUCGGCGCCCUGCGAGAGGAAAUCAGAAGCUUGCACUCGCAGUGCGACUUUCUCCUCAAGAACUUUGACCUGCGAGAAGAUGCGUUGUGCCUCAGUGCUGCCGUCUCAGAAGAAGUCCACGUUGAGAGGUUCAUCAUCCGCUAGGGACUCUUCUUCUCCUUGUUCUUGGGCACUCGCUGUCCUCAUUGUGGUGUCUGGGUCGAGGCUGUCGAGUGCCGUGGAGAAGUGUAACCUGCGAGGCACGCCGCGCAGAACGAAGGUCCCUCACAAGAGCAAAGUCCAUCCUUGAAGCCAACUGACGAUGGCCAGGAGGUUGUGCAGCUGUGGUUGGAAA